Messenger RNA from Acanthoscelides obtectus, 3034 nucleotides. The record is from the annotation of a GenBank genome assembly. NCBI's taxonomy places the organism in Eukaryota, Metazoa, Arthropoda, Insecta, Coleoptera, Chrysomelidae.
UUCUAAGCUCGUAACGAGAAAGCUGCUGCUGCCAUCUGUGAGCGUGAUAUCUAACCUCCAAUCAACCGUUCAACGAAACCUUUUCUGACAGUGACUGAAAUAAUGACACAGAGCAGCUGACCUAACCUCACCCUCAAAUGUUCUACUUGCUGUAUUGUACACGUUUUCUUUUGUAAGGAAUUUGUUUUUCCUUAAAUGAUGAAUUGAAUGUGUCGUGGUGUUGUAAAUGACGUAAUCGCAGGACUAUUUUCGAGGUAUUAUCAAAAGAUUCGGUGGUUCGUUGAAUAAUAGCAGAUAAUUAUGUCUAAACGGUCUCAACCCAGUUGGAACCCGCCGCAAGGCAAUGGUAAGCCCGUUCUAAAACUAUACAACAGUUUAACAAGGCAAAAAGAAGUGUUUGUGCCUACUAGUGGGAACAGAGUAACUUGGUACAGCUGUGGACCAACAGUUUAUGAUGCCUCACAUAUGGGACAUGCAAGGCCCUACCCAGAGUAUUACACGAUAAAACUUGCAUAUCAAACCCAACCUGUUUUACCUAUCAGCUGUAGAUAUAAACCACUAGAGGGUUAAUAUGAAUUAUUUGUUCUAGAUCUUACAUAACUUUUGAUAUACUCCGAAGAGUGCUAACAGAUUAUUUUGGAUAUAAUAUUUUCUAUGUUAUGAACAUUACUGAUAUUGAUGAUAAGAUCAUCAAAAGAGCUAGACAAAACUACUUAUAUGAAAAAUAUAUUAAGGAAAAUCAUAACUUAGAAAAAGUGAUAGAUGAUUCAAAACAAGUUUUAGAAAACUUGUCCAGUAAGGUGAAGAAAGCUGCAGAUCCUGAUAAAAAACAUAUGUAUGAAAAACUGUUAACAAGGCUAACAUCAUCCAUAGAAAACCUUGAGAAAGCAGUUAAGUCUGGUAAAAAUGGGGUGAUUGAACAGUCUAAAGCAACAUUCCUAGAAGAUUGCAAAGAUCCAUUAUCUGACUGGCUUGACAUCCAGUAUGGCAGCACAGUGACAGAUAAUGCCAUAUUUACAACAUUGCCUAGGCAUUUUGAGGCAGAGUUUCACAAAGAUAUGCAAGCCCUCAAUAUACUUCCACCCAAUGUCCUAACAAGAGUUAGUGAAUAUGUUCCAGAAAUUGUAGCAUACAUACAGAAAAUAAUCUCAAAUGGCUAUGCCUAUGCUUCUAAUGGAUCAGUCUACUUUGAUGUAGGGGCUUUUGAUAAAAAGGAUAACCACCAUUAUGCAAAAUUAGUUCCUGAAGCAUAUGGAGAUACAAAUAGUUUGCAGGAGGGAGAAGGUGACCUAACAACAACCCAGCAUCUCUCCGACAAACGUUCUCCUAACGACUUUGCUCUAUGGAAACGAAGUAAACCUGGCGAACCUGCGUGGGAUUCACCUUGGGGUCAGGGUAGGCCAGGCUGGCACAUAGAAUGCUCAGUAAUGGCAUCAGAGAUAGCUGGGAACACUUUGGAUAUACACACAGGUGGAAUUGAUCUUAGGUUUCCGCAUCAUGAUAAUGAGAUUGCCCAAACUGAGGCAUACUUUGAAACUCCAGAAUGGGUAAAGUAUUUCCUGCACUCAGGCCAUUUGACAAUUGCUGGCUGCAAGAUGUCGAAAUCCCUGAAAAACUUUGUCAGCAUACAGCAAGCUUUAGCGAAAUACAGUGCUAGGCAGUUGAGAUUUGCGUUUCUUUUACACUCGUGGAAAGACACUCUGGACUACAGUCAAAAUACUAUGGAAUGUGCUUUACAAUAUGAAAAAAUGUUCAAUGAAUUCUUUUUAAACAUCAAGGACACUAUAAGACCCUUAUGUCAAGAAGUAUCUUCAAUUAAUAGUUUUACAAAAUGGAAUAAUCAAGAUAUCCAAUUGAAUUGUAAGUUCCUAGAGGUUCAAGAAAACGUUCACGCUGCACUUUGUGAUAACGUGGAUACUAGAGGAGCCUUAGAUUCUCUGAGAGACAUAGUAACAAGUAGUAAUAUUUAUUUACGGGAACGUAAGCCACCAAAUAUGUUACUUCUGAAAGAUAUUGCCACAUAUGUAACAAAAAUAUUAUCCGUUUUUGGGGCUAUUUCUGAGCCUGCGAAGAUAGGCUUCCCUGUUUCCACUAGCACUUCAAACAACGUGGAGUGUGUAAUAAUGCCUUAUCUGUCCAUACUAGCAGAAUUUAGAGACAAUAUUAGGAAUUCUGCUAGGAAGUUGAAAGCCACAGAAAUCUUGAAAGAGUGUGACAAUCUCAGGGAUGAAGUUUUACCAAAUAUUGGGGUCAGAUUAGAGGACAGAGAGGGCGGUCCAAGUGCAGUGAAGUUAGUAGAUAAGGAAACAUUGCUUAAAGAAAAAGAAGCUAAAAGGAAAGCAGAACAAGAAAAAGCUGCAGAAAAGGAGAGGAAGAAAGCUGAAAUGGUUGCAGCUGCUGCAGCUAAAGAAGCCCAGAAAAAGAUACCACCUAGCGAGUUAUUCAAAAAAGAGACUGACAAAUAUUCAAAGUUUGAUGAUGAUGGUUUACCUACCCACGAUGCAGAAGGUAAAGAGAUCAGCAAAGGGCAGUUAAAGAAAUUACAAAAGUUAUACGAGGCACAGAAAAAGAGAUACCAGGAAUAUUUGGAAUCUCAAGCAAACGCUUCAUAAAAUUAAUAUGUUUUAGUAGUAUGCCACUCUUCGUUUACGGAAGGAUCGCAUUUCAAAACAGUAUUUUCGCGAUUAUUUUAUUUAUCCUUAUUUAUAAUAAAAUACAUUUACAACAAAGCUUUAAACGUGUUGCAAUCCAUGAGGAAACACGUUGCAACAUAAAUAUGGUAUGGUAUUAUAUUUCUGAACACAGCCAACAUAAACCUUUGCUUCUUGUCUCAUUUGAUGUGACCUAUUAACAACAUUAUAUUAUUUUGUGGACCAUAUUUAAAAACUUACAAAAUCAACAAAAACUACCAGUAUAUUUUGCACACAUUGUGAAUCAUGUUAAAAAAUGAUUAUCCAUGACGUUAGUAGUUAUUGUUUACCAGUUUGCACUUAAAUAAAUAAAUGGUGAUUUUUUCCUGAUUAUGUCUUGCAUU